Molecule: messenger RNA, 3729 nt
Organism: Anguilla rostrata (American eel)
Lineage: Eukaryota; Metazoa; Chordata; Actinopteri; Anguilliformes; Anguillidae
Gene: ftcdnl1
Product: formiminotransferase cyclodeaminase N-terminal like 1
Exons: 6
Coding region: 135-1112 (325 amino acids)
Molecular function (GO): transferase activity; folic acid binding
Source: RefSeq, a predicted model, not a curated record
GCUGUGUUCUGCACAUCCACCUGUGGCGCUGAUUAACUAUCAUGCGCGCAUGCGCAGUGGUUGCCACACGAGUUGAAGCAAGAACAGCUCUUUUCGUGUUUGCUGCUGGUUUUACCGAAUAAGAACACAAGAAGAUGUCCCCUGGUGCUGUAGGACAGCGCCUUGUCGCCUGUUUGCUUAACAUCUCCGAGGCUCGAAGCAAAGACAUUGUGGAGAAGGUGGCACGAGCGGCCAUUUUCAACAGCAGAGGAGGGCAGCGAGAGGGGACCACUGUUCUCAACAUCUUCAGUGACCACGACUACAACCGUUCAGUCAUCACCAUUGCAGCCAGCAUUGAUGGAAUCAGGGAGGCUGUGCUAUCGGCAUGCCAACAGGCCUGUCAGCUCAUUGACAUGCGGGGCCAUGUGGGGGACCACCCCUGCAUGGGUGCUGUGGAUCUGGUGCCCAUAUAUCCCUUAGGGGAGAAGGUGGGCCUGGAGGAGUGUGGGAAGGAGGCAAGAGCUCUGGCUGUCACCCUGACCGAAAUGGUUCCUGGCACUAGUGCCUUCCAUUUUGGCUUUGCCGAUUUGCCCCAGCGCCGUGGUCUGGCCCGGAGGCGCAAGGAGCUGGGCUGGUUCAGGAAAGACCUGGACAGGGAGGCCAUUAAGCCGGAUGUGGGGGAAAAGAUUGAGAGGAGAUAUGGCCUCACAGGCGUGGGUGCCGGCCCCUACGUAACUAACUGCAACGUGACGAUCGACACAUGUGACGUGGGCGUGGGCAAGCGUGUGGCCCAAGGGCUGCGGGAGUCCAGCGCGGGGGGCCUGCCGGGGGUGCAGGUGCUCGCCCUGCCCCAUGAGGGCGCCGUGGAGAUCGCCUGCAACGUGGAGAGCGUGCGGGGGGCCCCACCAGAGGCAAACUGGCCCUCCUUCACAAUUGGAGGUGAGCAGUACUGCCACACUCCUGCCUCCCUGAUCACUGCCCGUGUGGCACAGCUGGCAGGAGAGCAUGGUGUGGGCACCAAAGGCACCGCCCUGGUGGGGUUCACCCCCAAGGAGUGCAGGGGCUUGGCCGAAUGGGCACUGUCGCAGGGUAUUGCUGAGUUUUGGCGGGAACAGCAAAGGGUGCGCAUGUGAAGAGGGACAAAAGUUUCUUCCACCACUUUUUGUGCAGCAUGACUUUAAACCUUGAUGCACACGUACCGAACGAAAAACAGAAAACCAGUCUACUGUCACGUUGUAUGACCAGUAAGGCCUGUAUAUCCCUUGGCAUAAAAGUGUCUGGGAUUCUGCAGAAGGCAUAUGACACCACUUUCUCACGAGAAAACCGAUCAUCUUGCACUAUGUAAACGGGAAUGCUAAUUGCUGUCCCAGGCAUCAUUCCAGAAUGCUCGAUUGGGUUCAGAUCUAGUGACUCAGAAGGAAAUUACAUGUUAAUUACAUCAGCGUCAUGCUCUGUGAACCACUGGGCGAGUACUCGUGCUCCAUGGCACUGUCAUCUCGCAAAAUGUCCCCCUUUGUGCAGCAAACAUGGGGUGCAGAUGGUAGCUCAGUAGCAUUAUGUAAACGCUCACUUAGCCCUUGUCUUCUCAGGCUAUAAGUGCACUCAAACCAUGUCAGGAAAUGAAACCUACUACCAUUAUAGAACCACCAAAACCACCUUCUCUGUUAUUUCGGCCAAUUGAUGUUUUCUGUCUGGAUCCUGUGUUGCUCACCAAAACUUACAAUUGUAUGAAACAAUAACAAGAAUUUUGUUCAGAGCAUUGAUGACAUUGGAUGUUUUUUCUGCCAGUAAUCUUAUGUACUGAUGUCUAAAGGGUUCAAUUAUUUCCACUAAUUGUCUGACUCAGGUCUGCUCAGUAGCUGCUACAUAGUUCAAUGCUGAGCAUUAUUGCCCCAUAUCUUACAGUAAAUCAACUAGGGAAUAACACUUCUGUUACAUUGACACCAUCCACCCCUCACCAAACGGCUUGUAAGACGUUUUUGUCAUGUAACACAGAUAUGUUUCAAAUCUUAUGUGCCCGUACAUGAAGUACAUUAGAGAUGGUCUGUUCUUUUUAACUUCGUCUCGAGGCAAAUUCAUUUCCUCCUGUCUGGUAUGACAGUUUCAAGAACGUCAUUUUAGAGAUCGUGCCCUAGCACGGUAGGCGUGGCAUUCAAAAAGACUCCCUUUUUAACAGGAAGUUCUGCUUUUUAUGUGAAACCCGACUGAGCAGAACAGCUGGUGAAAGAGAACUUUCAUAAAGAUGUCUCAGAGAGAGGAUUGGGCUGGACCUAGUGAGUUCACAUCUUAUGCAACAUUCUUGGUGGGUUAGUUUCAACAGCAGCCAAUUUAGGCCUUGGAAACCAAGUGGGCUUCUAAGCCAACCGCUGACUUGCAUAAAUCACCCAGAUGCUGCUGCUUCCCUUGACGGCCUAGCCUCCAGUUAUAUACCCCUAAGUAUGCUCCCUAAAUACCCCCCAAAUGCUUCCUUCAUUCUUCCCCAGCUGUGUGAAAGUUUUACCAUUUCAUUUACAGUGCUGUGAAAAAGUAUUUGCUCCCUUGCAGAUUUCCUCUAUUAUUGCAUAUUUGUCACACUGAAUGCUUUCGGGUCUUUAGACAAAGUGGAAUAUUACAUGAAGGGUGUUAAUUCAGGUUCCCUUUGUAUAAUAUUGUGUUUUGUCUAAAUAUAUGAAACCAUUCAUUGUGACAAGUAUGCAAUAAUAGAGGAAAUCAGGAAGGAGGCAGAUACUUUUUCACAGCACUGUAUGGCAUUCAUGGUAUGCAUUCAUUAUUCAAACAAAUUUGUGUUCUCUGCUGGAGAAGACAUGACGAGAGAUAGCAGGACUUCGUUCACUCUGAGGCUUAUUGCUAAUUCCAUUUCCUUCAGGAACACUGUAUUUUAACUUCCUGUUUAAUUGUCAGUUUUACCAGUGUUUAGUCAAAGGUUUGAAAAUUAGACCAAAGCAUAUUGUGUCCGAUUUUAAUAAAUUUGAUAAUUUAAGAAUGUCAUAUUAGGUUCUUGGUGAAAUGGGACACACCCAUUUCAGUUUGAACAUUUGAUUUUCUGAUUUAUGAUCACGAUUUACUUCUUGAACUUUACUUCCCUUCCUCUUGAAUUGAGGUUGUUCUAGACCAGUACUUCAGGUCAUUUAAACGUGGUGUAAACCUACACUAAAGUCACAAUAUUUGUACCAUUGGGACCAGCCAGGCCCAGAAAUAUUUUCAUGCCACUUUAUUCAAUCCAGUAGCAUACAGUAAUGAACUCUUGCUUAUGGGGUAUAAAAUGAGCAUGGGUGGGUGGACAUUACAGUUGGGGUAUUCAGCAUUAAUAGUGCGCUGAAUUUAUUAGUCAAGCAUCACAUGUAACAUUUGUAAUGGUAUUCCUUGCAGAGAAAACAGUCUUGUUGCAAGUUUGUGCACAUAUGGGUAUGCAUGUGUGCACAGUAACAGAAAGGGGACCUAGAAUUGUAUUGGACGUAGUUGUAGUGGGAUGGGAGAAGAAAAAAAGACACCUGCAAAACAUUGGGGGUUUCACCUUUUUUAUUUUAUACUAAUCAAGUUAGCCUACCUGUAGAAAUAAAACUACCACCUUUACUUUUCACACUCACUUCUGGCAUAUUCUGGUCAGGCUGGGGGGUGGUGGGGUGAGCAAGAACAAAAUGAAGCAGCAGGUUUGUAACUUCUUGAGAUCAAAAUAAAAUUCAACUUGGCCAUCUCAAACAAGCAAAAGAAAAAAGAAAAGAUUCCUGAAGAAAAUUACAGCAAUGACUU